GAUGCAGGGAUGCAGGACGGGAAAAAGGCAGACACCCAGCUGGGAAACUUUGGAGGCUGGAAAGCUGAACACUCCCUGCAUUGCUUAAUGCAGUGAAUGGAUUUCAUUGUAUUCUUUAUAUUCACUCUACUUUAUCCAGUCGGGGUUUGGAGGAAGCUCCUUGAUUUGGAAUAAAACCCGAUCCAGGCUUCUGAACCAGAUCUCCACAAAAGCCUGAGUGUAUACAGGAAGCUCCUGCAGAAGUGCAAAUUCCUAUCAGUGGAGAGGACAGAUGCUCCCUACACACAACGGGGUAGGUGGUCCAUGGAGCUUCUAUUGAAUUGAAUAGGGAAGACUUGGCACAUAUAGGGGGCUCCGUGUGCACACCUGAACUCCAUGAGCACAAAAGGGAUUACUGGAUCAGGGUUAUCUCCACACCUUUCUUCAACAGGCUUUCUAAGGCCACCAGAGCAACAGAGAUGGCAACCAGCUCUUUUUCCCUUCUACUUUCUUUGAUGCUGGUUCCAGCUUGUGUUCAUGGAGAAGAUUUCACAAGGACUGCAGCUGGCAGCAACAUUAACAAACGCAUCAAGAGAGAGUGGAUCUGGAAUAAAAUGCAUAUUACCGAAGAGUACAAUGGGACACUGCCGUAUCAUGUUGGGAAGAUCACAUCAACCAUCACUAAUCCCAAUGCUAAAUAUGUCCUCGAAGGGGAAGGUGCUGGAACUCUGUUCAAAGUCGAUGACCUUACUGGAGAUGUGUCUGCAAAUGAGAGGCUGGACAGGGAAAAGAAAGCCGAGUACCAACUGAAGGCUCACAUUCUCAACCGUUUUACCAAUAAGUCACUGGAGCAACCGUCCAUGUUUCGCAUCAUAGUCUUUGAUGUUAAUGACAAUGCCCCAAUAUUUGUUCAAAAAGUGUUUAAUGGAUCUGUCUUGGAAAUGUCACCAUUAGGAACAUCAGUCACCAAAGUGACAGCUGUAGAUGCUGAUGAUCCCACAGUUAUUGGCCAUACUCGUGUUUCCUACAGAGUUAUUCAAGGAAGCCAGUACUUCAAAAUAGAUGACUCUGGAACAAUCUACACAGCUGCGCCCGAUUUGGACAGAGAGAAAAAAGCUCUGUAUACAAUUGUGGUAGAAGCAAUGGAUGGCCAAGGUCUGCACUCUGAAGAAUCAGGCACUGCUACUGUCCGCAUUGCAUUGAUCGAUAUCAAUGACAAUUUCCCAACUUUUAGAAAAAAAAACUUCAGUUUUGAAGUCCCUGAAAAUACCAGGGUAGAUGGUGAAGUUGGUAGACUGGAAGUUGAAGACAUUGAUGAGCCGCAGAACAGAAAUACAAAGUACAGUUUUGUUAAAGGACCUUACCAAGACACCUUUAAAAUAGAACCAAAUCCCUUCACGAAUGAAGGAAUAAUCAAACCUAAGAAGCCGCUGGACUUUGAAAAGGUACCUUUCUACAAGUUUGAAGUUGAAGCAACUGAUGCCGACAUUAACUAUGCGUAUUCCAGAAUGAAAGGUUCCAAGAGCAUUGCAAGUGUAACCAUCAAAGUAAUUGAUGUUGACGAACCUCCUGUCUUUUCACAAUCUUCAUAUGCAUUUGAAGUUCAAGAAGAAGGUGACAUUGGAAAGGUUAUUGGAUUUGUUUCUGCACAUGAUCCUGAUAAAGCAAAACGGAAAAUAAGAUACCGUAUCCUGAGAUCUGAUUAUUUCCACAUUUCUGAUACGGGAUCUAUUACUGCCUUGAAGCCCUUGGACAGGGAAGAAAGUGCCUGGCAUAACAUAACUGUGGCAGCUAAUGAACUGGACCAAGGCAGAACUGUGCCAAAAUUGGAAACCCACGUGCCAGUUUACAUUAAAGUUACUGAUAUAAAUGACAAUGCACCAAAAUUUGCUGGUCCUAGUAAUGAAAGAGUAUGUGAAAAUGCUGCACCAGGAAAGACAGUCAUCACAAUUUUUGCUGUGGACGAGGACGAAAUGUCUCCAGGAGUGAAAUUCACCUUUUCCUUGGCCUCUGAAGAGAGCAACUUCACUCUGAUCGACAAUCAAAAUAACUCAGCAACUGUCACUGUCAAAUACGGACAGUUUAAUCGGGAGCUAGUCAAAACCCAUGACUUGCCUAUCAUCAUCUCUGACAACGGCUCACCCCAGCAGAGCAGCACAAACACCCUUUCCAUCCAUAUCUGCAAGUGCAACGAGGCAGGGGACUUCACGUUCUGCGAAGAGCCAGCAAAACAAAUCGGAGUCAGCGUCCAAGCACUGGUAGCCAUCUUGAUCUGCAUCCUCACUAUCACUGUGAUUACGGUGCUAAUACUUCUGAGGAAGAGACACAAGACAGAUCUGAAUGUUCUCAGGAAAAAUGUGGCAGAUAUCCAUGAGCAGCUGAUGGCUUAUGAUGAAGAAGGUGGUGGUGAAAUGGAUACCACCAGCUAUGAUGUGUCAGUCCUGAACUCAGUUCGCCAGAGCAGCAUGAGAUCACCAAGGAUGACCAUGGAGACCAGGCCUUGUGUGUACUCCCAGGUACAAAAGCCCCCUGGACAUGGGCUUUCAGGCACUGGAGAAAUGGGCAUUAUGAUUGAGAUUAAAAAAGACGAAGCUGACAAUGACGGGGAUUUGCUGCCAUAUGACACUCUCCACAUAUAUGGUUAUGAAGGGGCAGAGUCCAUCGCGGAAUCUCUAAGCUCUUUGGGAUCAGGAUCCUCAGACUCAGAUAUCGAUUAUGAUUUUCUGAAUGACUGGGGUCCCAGGUUUAAAAUGCUAGCAGAUCUUUAUGGACUAGAUCCCAAUGAAGAUCUUGUGUAUUGAGUGUAGAGUCAUCAGCAGAUUUUCCCAGCCUUAGCCACAGACCACGUUGCUAACAAACUGUCGGGUCAGAAGGCAGAACCAACCAGCUCUUCAUGAAUUCUCCAUACAUAAACCAACUCUGUAUAGAUAGAUAGAUAGGUAGGUAGGUAGAUAGGUAGAUCUGGAGCAGGUUUAAACAACCAGGAUGAUUGAAACCAAAAAUAAAAUCAGGAUCACAGGAACAAAAAAUAAAAUCCCAUUGCAUCAUGGAAUUAAAAAACAUUCCUUACAUGGAAAUCCAUUUAAUUUUUUUUAAGCAUCAUCUUGCUCUAUUAUGCUAAAGUCUAGCUGGGUUUCUCUUCUCUGUAAGUAAUCUAAUGAGCUUUCCUGUCAAUCAGAAUCCCUUUUCAAAUUAAUUGCAUCUGCAAUGAUUUUUCUAUUUUAUUGAUGGGAAAAUGCAGCUGUGAUGUGGUGAUUUGCCUCGCAAGAAAUCAUGGGAUAACCUGGGAUUUAAACUCAAGUAUAAGACCUCUUCAUAAGCAAAUCAUACACUCUACCUAACCCAGCGGAAAACCAGAGUCCCCAUCACAUACUCCCAUUCUCUUCCAAAUGAAUACAACCACCCCAUUCAUUUUUUGUUGAGGCAUACUGGGAUAGGAACAAACAGUCUCCAUAUUGUGAGGCAAUCACACAGGCCCAGCUAUGCCUCCACACUUCAACAAGGGCUCCUACUGGGAGGAAGGGUGGGAUAUAAACCUAAUAAAAUUAAUUAAAAAAUAAACAGUCAUGAACCCUGUUGUCCGUGUGUUUGGAGCACACCAGAAGGGGCUCUGUGCUCAUGCAUAGAACGCCUUCAUGUGAAGGAGAACCCUGAUUGGGCCACUUAAAUCCCAGCAAUGGGUAGGGCAGGGCUUGCCCAUGUGGCUUCCCACAGACAUUAUUUUUGAAGUGUGGCUGCUGCCCGUUCAAACAUUAAUGAUCUCUUCUUGUUUGUUUUAGUUACUUAGAAUCCCUGCCCUUAAAGAUAAAACCCACCCAACAUGCUAGAGAGGAACUGUUUUCUGGUCUUCAGAGAGAGUAAAUUUCCUAGUUUCAAGAGUAGGUUUCAUUUGAUAGCAACAUUUUUAAUGCAUGUAUAUAUGGGCUACAUUUUUAUUAAAAUUUUAAAAUGGCAUUUUUUUCCAAACACAGUUGAAGAAAUUCAGCUGCAUCAGGGAACUUUUCAAAGUUAAGAGCCUCAUUAACUGUGAAACUAUCUUAACACUUUCCUUCUUGUUGAUGUUCCCCCCCUCCUCCUUCUUCCAGGUACUGUAAACAUGGGUAUUUUUGAGCAUUUGGCCCUUGCAAAAUGCAGACAGGCGAUUCAUCAUCAUCGGCACCAAUUUGCCCAUUCCAAAACUGGCUUAGGCUUUCCCCAGAUAACAAUGAUCUUCUUAUUUGUAUACACUGUUAAGUAAGCCCUGUGGUUCAAGACACAUUGAUUCUACUAACAUUUACCUUGGAAGAGCCUGUCCCUCUUUUCCCUAAGGCAGAGAUGUGGCCUUCCAGAUGUUGUUCGACUCCAACACCCAUCAGCUCUAGCUAGGAUGGCUAAAAUCCAGGGGUGAUUGGGGUUGUAGUCAGGGCCAGUGCUAUCAUUAGGCCAAUUAGGCAGCCGCCUAGGGCGCAGACCUCAGAGGGGCACAGUACUGACCUUUGAGGGGCACAGUUUUAUAGUUUUUUUAACCCUUGGAAAAAAUGCAACUGAAAUAAAUGUAGCAGUUUCAAGUUUUGUGCUUUUAAUUUUUUCUGCAAGACUUCUGUUUCUGAAAAUUGAAGUUAGCAAUUUUUUUGGGGGGUGCAAGUAGUUAGCCUUGCCUAGGGCACAAAAUAGCCUGGCACCAGCACUGGUUGUAGUCCAACAACAGGUGGAGGGUUGCAGGUUUCCCCAUUCUUCCUCUAAAGAAUCCUGGGACCUGUAGUUUUGUGAUGAGAGAGAGGGACCUCCAGAUUGGAACAUGAUAAAUGCAGAGAAGCUGAAACUGACAUAUUCAGCCAUCUCUAAUGGUGCACCCCAGAUGUUAUUGGACUCCAGUCCUCACCAGCCACAGCCAGCGUGGUCAAUGGCCAGGGAUGAUGGGAACUGUAGUUUAACAUCAUCUGGAGUCCACCACAUUGGCUAUCCUUGAGUUAUUUCAAGGCCCCACUUCACUUGCUCCAAAUUAUACAGCAAACUAUUACCUAUAGCUAUUGAUUGUAUAAAUCAUACAAUCAAGAUAAAGGAUUGUUAGUAUGUUAUAUGUGUUGAGAUUGGCUUUACAAUGCCAAGAUUAUGUAUUAUUAUGUAUUAUUACAAUGCCAAGAUUAUGUAUUGCCACCCUGGGCUCCUGCUGGGAGGAAGGGCAGGAUAUAAAUCAAAUAAAUAAAUAUUUGAUGGGGAGCAGAGAAACAGUCUAUAUUUUUAGUCUCUCAUUUGGAAGCAUUCUGAUAACACACUGUGCAUAGUAGGUUGUUCAUGCAUCCUCAGACUACUGACUCCUGAGCAGCCCCAUAGGCUCCAGCAUUUUUGCACCAGAGUACACUGUAUGUUUCACCAAAUGAUGGAGAUGGAUCUGAGUAACAGUUUCCAGGAUCCCAGAGAUGGGGAUCAGCCACUGUUAUGCUACCCAUUUCCACCAGGCCUUGGUACAACCUGAUACCUGCAUAGCCCCUAAGCAGUCUCAUUUUAAUAUCUGUUACCCAGUGGAGGCUGGUACCCACUGGGACUGGUAGGCAGACACCAGGGAGGCCAACAGUAGGGGGCAUCAGAGCAAAUGGCUGGUAGAGCUGGAGCCAAUAAUAGGUGAAGCCAACUAAUUCUGGUUUUGUCCCCAUCUUCCUCCCUGCUGACUUCUAUAAGGGUGACACUGAGACUAAGAACGAGGACGCUCACAACCAGUUCCACCCUCUGGACUGGUUGUAAGUAAGGAAGUAAGCAGGUGGGGACUGGCUGAGGUCAGACUGAGCUUAGUAGAUCAAAGCUCCACUUGCCCUCUAGGCUUAACUCCUGGUGCUGCUUCCCCAUCCCAUCUUGUGACAAGAUGGCUUCAACAUUAGCCAAUGUUUUCUCUUCACCACCCCUGUUACUCUGUUCACCACGUAGCCUAACCAAGACUUCUGAAAAACUCAAAAGCUUGUACAGUAUUUUGUGAUAUAUUGGUUGACCUAAUAUAGAUAUUGGGUUGUUUUUUUUCUUAUGGACCAACAUGGCUACCUUUACUUUUUGUGUGACCAGAGUGAGUAUACCUUUAUUCACUAACAUGCCAAAUCCAGUCUAUGUGUAUUAGUAUGGUUCUACUAAAGGAAUGUAGUACUUUUAAAAAAAAUAUUCCUACUAAUGAAGAUAUUCACUUGUAAUUAACAUAUUUGCUAUUUAACCAGUGGGAUUAACUGUAAAAUCAUUUAGAGCAAUUGUAAUGCUUUUAUAAACGAUAUCCAGUUUUUUAAAUGCCCUGUGAUCCGUGUAUUUUGUAGUCUGUUUGUGUUAAAUGCUAUUCUAUGAAGUACUGGCUUUAAUUUCUACUGUACAUUAAUGGUUUUUGCACUGGAUCGUUUCAUUGUUUAUUUAAGUUGUGCGGUUGUAUGUAUGUAUGUGGUGUUUUUUUACCUAUA
Messenger RNA from Rhineura floridana, 6389 nucleotides. It is a transcript of the gene CDH5, whose product is annotated as cadherin 5. Gene Ontology annotation, cellular component: adherens junction; plasma membrane; catenin complex. Bases 459 to 2780 code for a protein of 773 amino acids. Gene Ontology annotation, biological process: vasculature development; homophilic cell-cell adhesion; adherens junction organization. The transcript has 13 exons. The record is from RefSeq and is a predicted model, not a curated record. NCBI's taxonomy places the organism in Eukaryota, Metazoa, Chordata, Lepidosauria, Squamata, Rhineuridae. Gene Ontology annotation, molecular function: cadherin binding; calcium ion binding.